AUGCCAGCGGCCGACAUGACCGAGAGCCUCCAGUUGCCCGCCCUGCGGGUGCCCCAGCAGCCACCGCAGGGGCCGGAGGGGCGUCCCGGCCCCAGCCCCAGCCCCGCAUGGUCCAGUUCCUCCACGCCCACGCUCCGGAGAAGACGCCCCAAGAUGCGCCACUCCCAGGACGUCCAGGACCCGAGCGGGGAGGGCGGGCUGGGCCGGGACUCGCCCACGCACUCGUCCCCCGGCAAGGAGUUCCUGCAGUUGCCCUCCAUCGAGAUCACGCCGUCCAGCGACGAGGACGCCCCUUGGUCCAGCUGCUCCACGCCUAGCGCCUCGCCCCGCCGCAAGCGCUUCCUUCUGCGCAAAUGGCUGCGGGUGCGGGAGCGGAAGGAGCUCAGUGAGAGCAGGUUGCUUCCCUUGCUGAGCUCCAAACUGGACCCAAAAUGCCCUAGCAGCCUGCAGAGCAGCCUGCAGAGCAGCUGGGAUGAUGAUUCCAGCCGGUUCCUGAACCCCAACAUGUGGGAGAAAAGCAGGCCUGGUGGUGACUUCCUCUGCCUUUUCUCUCUGGAUGGUGCUGCCCCCCCGGCCCAGGCCAAGCCAAAAUCAUGGAGCCAGCUGAUAUGGCAACAGCAAAGCACUGCCAGUAACUCGAACCGCAGCUCACCUGCCUGCUCCCCCAUCCUCCGCAAACGUUCACGCUCACCCACGCCACAGAAUCCCGACGGUGACGCCAUGGUGGAGAAGGGCUCAGAUCACUCCUCGGAUAAAUCCCCAUCCACGCCAGAGCAGGGCGUCCAGCGGAGCUGCUCCUCCCAGUCGGGCCGAAGUGGCGGCAAGAACUCCAAGGCCAUGAGCCACUUGGUCAAGGAGACGGUAGCCUGUAGCAGCAGGCUGGCUCUGCCCCCUUGCCUCCAGCUUCCUGGGAGAGUAACAGAGCAGGCGGUGCAGCCGAAAAGAAUGUCAGUGCCAUUCGGUUUACUCGCUGGGCAAGUGGAAAACUUUUGUGGGAUGAAAAGCCAGAGUUGGUAUAAUGUAUUAAGCCCAACCUACAAGCAGAGGAAUGAAGACUUCAGGAAGCUCUUCAAACAACUUCCAGACACAGAGCGCCUCAUUGUUGAUUAUUCAUGUGCGCUUCAGAGAGACAUUCUCCUCCAGGGCCGACUCUACCUCUCCGAAAACUGGAUCUGCUUCUACAGUAACAUCUUCCGCUGGGAAACUCUGCUGACGGUCCGUUUGAAAGACAUCUGCUCCAUGACCAAGGAAAAAACUGCUCGGCUUAUUCCCAAUGCCAUCCAAGUUUGCACGGACACUGAAAAGCACUUUUUCACAUCCUUUGGCGCUCGAGAUAGGACAUAUAUGAUGAUGUUUCGACUCUGGCAGAAUGCCCUUCUCGAUAAGCCCCUCUGUCCCAAGGAGCUCUGGCACUUCGUCCACCAGUGUUAUGGGAAUGAACUGGGCCUGACCAGCGAUGACGAGGAUUAUGUGCCACCUGAUGAUGACUUCAACACCAUGGGCUAUUGUGAAGAAAUCCCAGUUGAAGAGAACGAGGUGAACGACAGCUCUUCCAAAAGCAGUGUGGAAGCCAAGGCAGAUGCCAGCCCGCAGAUUCCCAAGAAAUCCAUCACCAACAGCACACUCACUUCCACCGGGAGCAGCGAAGCCCCCAUUUCGUUUGAUGGCCUGCCCCUGGAGGAGGAGGUGUUGGAGGAGGAUGGCCCCCUAGAGCCGGAGCUCAGUCUCGACAACAUCAUGGAGGAAAAAAUUGAGAUGAUCGCCCCAGUCAACUCACCCUCGUUGGAUUUCAACGACAAUGAGGACAUUCCCACUGAGCUCAGCGACUCAUCGGACACUCAUGAUGAAGGGGAAGUUCAGGCUUUCUACGAGGACCUGAGUGGCCGGCAGUACGUGAAUGAGGUGUUCAACUUUAGUGUGGACAAACUGUACGACCUGCUCUUCACCAACUCACCCUUCCAGCGGGACUUCAUGGAGCAACGCCGCUUCUCUGAUAUUAUUUUUCAUCCGUGGAAGAAGGAGGAGAGUGGGAACCAGACCCGAGUCAUUCUCUACACCAUCACCCUCACCAACCCUCUGGCUCCCAAAACUGCCACUGUCACAGAAACACAGACCAUGUACAAGGCCAGCCAGGAGAGUGAGUGCUAUGUGAUCGAUGCAGAGGUGCUGACCCAUGAUGUUCCCUACCAUGAUUACUUCUACACAAUCAACCGCUACACCCUGACCCGGGUGGCCAGGAACAAGAGCCGACUCAGGAUUUCAACAGAACUGCGCUACAGGAAGCAGCCCUGGGGCUUGGUGAAGACCUUCAUCGAAAAGAACUUUUGGAGUGGUCUGGAGGAAUACUUCCGCCACUUGGAAAGUGAGCUGACCAAAACAGAGAGCACCUAUUUGGCAGAUGUGCAUCGACAAUCCCCCAAGGAGAAGGCUGGCAAAGUCUCUACCCUGAGGAGGAGGAAGAGGCCCCACCCCCACCUACGUGUCCCCCACUUGGAGGAGGUGAUGAGCCCUGUCACCACCCCCACCGACGAGGAGGUGGGGCGCCGAACCAAGCACGUGGCAGGCUCCACACAGACGCGGCUCAUCUCUGAGGAGAACUCCAACGGCAUCCACCUGCAGAGCGUCUCCAAGAUGCUGCUCAUUAUCAGCUGUGUGAUUUGUUUCAGUUUGGUGCUGCUUGUCAUUCUGAAUAUGUUGCUGUUUUACAAGCUCUGGAUGUUGGAAUACACCACCCAGACCCUUACGGUAUGGCAGGGGCUGAGAUUCCAAGAGAGGCUACCACAAUCCCAGACAGAAUGGGCCCAACUCUUAGAAUCCCAACAAAAGUAUCACGACACGGAGCUACAGAAAUGGAAGGAAAUAAUCAAAUCCUCGGUGAUGCUGCUGGACCAGAUGAAAGACUCUCUGGUGAACCUUCAGAGCAGCAUCAGAUCUCGGGACUAUGUUUCAGAAAGCGAGGAGAAGAGGCAUCGCUUCCAUUGACCAGGCAGGGGCCAGGGCAGGCCCCAGGGGCCUCUGUGCAAUACUUGUACAUAGACAGUAUAAAUAUAUAUAAAUAUAUAUAUAUAUAUACAGAAUAUAAAUAUAUAUUAUAUACAGAUUUUAAAAGAGAUAAAGCCUAUGUACCUGGUCAUGGAGCAAGGCUGUCCACUCUGCUGCCCGAUGGAGAAGUAUUCUGCCCUGGUCCGAGAGCAUCUGGAAUCGAAGCUCCAAUGACUGCAAUGGGGGUCCACCCACUCCUCUCCCUAAGCCCACCCCCUUUGCUGGUGGGCCAAAACCAUCCCAGAUCAAGAGCAGUUGAGAACAAAACACCCUGCCCCUUCUUGGUUUUCCUUGGACUCUGGCACGUGCGAUGCUGCUGAACAUCGAGCCCGGAGUUCACGCUCACACUGGCCUCCUAAUUGAAGGGGUUGCCAGGCUUGAAGAGGUCAGGCUCUGAGGGCGACCUGGUGCCAUCACAAGAAUGGGCUGGGCUACACCUCUACCAGAGAGAGGACUUUCAAACUGCUAAACUUGGCUGGGGGGAGGGGGAAGACAGUGCAUUGUUGCUGAGGACCCUUGGAGGGCCUGCUUUCCUACUUCUCCUGCUGCCCUCAAUUCCUGCUGGUCAGGGUCCCCUUUCCCAUUUCUUAUUUGUCCAUGGCCCCCAGCCUCGGGAUCUCUGCUUCUCUUCUCUGCUUCUCUCAGACUUUUCCCUCAGGCUGGGGUUCUGUGCAUAGAUGUUAUCCCCAUCCUGGGCCCCUCCUAGAACUCUCUGGUCCUUUGCCAGCCCCAUCCUCUCUCUCCACGAUCCUGGUGGGAUUUCUGUUAGCCAGCGUGCCCAUCUAGCCAAGCAAUACCAUCCCGGCAUGAGCUAAGGGAGUUAAAAUUCAUUUUCAAGCCACUGAUCUUAUUUCCCUGUAGUGUAGACCCCAGCUUCUGGUCUUGCUCUUCCCAGGCUGGCCCAAAGAGGCCAUGCAGACUGGGCCCAGAGGGGCAGGGUCUCCAGGGGAUUCAGUGUGCUUCUCUCAGACUCUAGGAAGCCUAGGCCAGGGAGAAGAUCCAUAGCAGAAUAUGGCCCAUGUCAGGGGGAGAGACUGCACGUUUUUCUGUCGGGUCUAGCACACUCUGUCAAAGUGGAGCUUAGUGGAACUUAUCCAAAUGGUAAGCCUGUGUGUGUGCAAACAGCCCUACCUGCCUGGGGAGAUCUGGGGUCUGGAUGAAGGGUGGAGGGACUGUAGAAAGAACAGGGACAACUGCCCGGGGCCAGCCCAGCUUCCCCUUCCUGCCAAUGGAGGGAUGCAGGGGAUUGAUUGGGUUAUGUGGUGCCUUGGGCUCUUAGGACCUUCGAACGGCUCCUCUCCCCCCUGCACCACACCAGAGGCCAAAAGUUCUCUGGCCUGCUCCCCCUGGGCUCUGCUGGCAAGUCCAGAAGGAUGGAGGGAGGGGAGGAGUUGCCAGACCUUCAUUCUCAGGGAAUACAGGAUAGCUGAACACCCCUGCAAGUUGACUGGAGGGGCAGGUGUAAUUUAUCUAAUUUAUUCUCUUUUUUUCCUAAUUUAUUUAUUUAAUUUUAAUCUGUCGUGGAAGAGAAGAGGCCCUGGCCUCAGAGGGAGGUGCUGAGCUGGACUAGGGCUAGGAACAAGGGAGAUGAGGUGGAAAUUGACGUAGAGACCUAGGAGAAUGGAAUAUGUGCUAAAGGGAGUUGGGAGAGGGAGGGGCUGGGGAUGGCUGAGGACCAGUCUGAAUCAUGGGUCCAGUGUCAUGGUGGACCAGCUGCCUAGGGUUGGGAAGCCAGGCCCUGCACCCACCUCACUGGCCAUGCCUCCAGGCACCAUGACAGGCUGUGGUGGUGAUGCUUUACUCUGGACAUGAGGCUCCACGCUGGUUGAAAAGCAGGAGGCAGCGAUUGGUCUCCUCUUUCCCUUCCCCCCCAAAAUCCAGCAGAAAGACUGGGGUGGGGAGAUCUGAGUCCUCUGGGUCCACCUGUUCAGAUGGGAGGAGUGUCCCAAGUUAUCUGAUGCUCCCUUCUCCCAGAAUUGCACACUGGCCAGAGAAUAAAACCAAGAAAAUUGACAGUCUAGCUCACUGGUGGGGGCCUAUGCCUGUAGCUGGCUUGCAAGGCAGGGUUAAAACAGUGGCCUUCUUUUUACCCAAGAACCUCUUUAAAGCAGCCUUUGCAUUGAGUCACUCUCUCUGGGCCAGCAAAGUGUUUGCUGAAUGAGCACAAAGAAUGCUGGUUUUGGGCAGCCCCGCCCGGCAUACCUCUUGGCAGGUGGGUUGGCUGGUGAGAUGUUGCUGGUGGACCAGGACCCCUUUGUAGGAUUGCUUUAAAGACUCAGGCUAUGAAAGAGAUCCAGCAAGGUCCCAAAGGCUUCCUGCCUCCUCAGUGCCUGGGACUCUGUUGAAAGGUGCUUCUUUGCCAGGACUUUUUGUGAGUUUGGAGUCAGGGUGGUAGCUUUGGCUCCAGCAGUCAACCUCCUCUAGAAACAGCCCAUCCGGCUGCAGCCCCUACUGUGCCCCAGCUGUCCAUCUAUUCCUCUGACCCCCAACUUGCUGCUGGUUUCCCUAAACGGGAAACCUGGCCCUGGAUCUGGGUGAACUGUGAAAUAUGUGCUGUGAGAUGGGUGGGGUGGGGUGGGGUAGGGCAGCAAUUCCCAACAUGCCCUGGGACCACAGAGUGGCUCAGGUGCUGGCCUGGGGUUUUGGGGCUGAGCUAAGGCCAAGAGACUGGGGGUGGGGAACCCUGUGGCUACUCAGGCCUGGCAUGGGGUGUUUCAGGUAGCUGCUAGGAAUCAGGUGAGGGGAAUAGGGUGGGGAUCUUAGACCAAGCUGCUGUUUGGGUGUGUCCUUCCGUGCCAUACUGUGCCCCUUUUUGAGAAGUGCAUGUUAACCCAAACCACUCCAGUCCUCGGACUCCUCUACCUUACCCAGCCUGCACUCUCCUCUCUCAUCCCUGCCUCCUCCGCAGGAAAUGCGUGAGGGAGAGUCAGCUAUGGGGAUUCCCCUCAGCUUUUCCUCCAGUCUCCGCCCUCCUGUCUGCUAGUCAACUCCUGCAGUCUCCCUCCUAUCGGGUCUCAACUAUGAAACAAUCAUCCCCUCCUCCCUCCCAGUAGGCUGGCCCCACCCCCUGCACCCAAGGGUUUCCUUCCAGGAAGAUGUAUUCUUGGCCCAGGGCGCUGUUUUCUUGAAGAUCAGGUUUUAACAGCUUUCUUUCGAUGCAAGUAACCAUUUGCACACUUCCACUUCGUGAACUCCUUCCCCUGUCCCUCCCUGCUCAUCCUGUUACCUCAAUGACUCCUGGAAAAACACAUCUGGGAUGUGAGUGCUCAACUCUGGGUCUCUGGGCUGGGUGGGAGUACUUGAGGUCUUGGGCCCAGUCUUCUUGGGACCAGUGUCAUGGCUGCUAACUUGAAGCGACUCACCCUGAUGAAGGCCUCCUUCCCAUCAUGUGAAAGCUCCCAUCUCAUUCCCCGCAACCCCUUCACUAGUCUCCAGUACAGUGUGGCUCUCUAGGCCCUCACCCAUCCCCAUCCCCCACUCAGGGGGAAUGAAGAGGCAGCAAAUGGAAGAUCAGGGAGAUGCCCAGCUGAACAACUCACCCUGCAGUGGGAUGCUGGCUGCAGAAACCAGGGGCAAAAUUUUCCAGGGAAUUUGCACAUCUUCAAGCCCCCCCGCCCCAGCCCCUCAGAACUGCCAGGAGCUAUCCGGGAUCUGCAUGGAUCAUGCUCCCCAACCCCAGGUACUCUGUCGUACUCUUCCUUGGCUCUGCAGUAGGAAGGGGGAGAGGCCAAGGGCCACAGUGGACCCUGCCGAGGUGGUUUUGAACCCUGGUGCCAGGCUGCACAUGGGAGGGAACAAGGCCAAUUGGGGUGAUGGUGUUUGACUACUUGAGUUUGGCUCAAUACCUGUAUUAGCCUGGUGCUGUGCGCUAGGUGGGAUAAACGUGAAACUUACCACUAGAACUUAGGAACUCUAAAGGCUCCCAAGCCACAUCUUAAUGUAAAGUAGCUAGGGCCAUGGAAGUCUCUUCUGAAUUAAAAGAAAAAAAUGAUUGAAAUGGCA
Tachyglossus aculeatus (Australian echidna) is the source of this 7044-nucleotide messenger RNA. It is a transcript of the gene GRAMD1B, whose product is annotated as GRAM domain containing 1B. Gene Ontology annotation, molecular function: sterol transfer activity; sterol binding. The record is from RefSeq and is a predicted model, not a curated record. Gene Ontology annotation, biological process: intracellular sterol transport. Bases 1 to 2982 code for a protein of 993 amino acids. NCBI's taxonomy places the organism in Eukaryota, Metazoa, Chordata, Mammalia, Monotremata, Tachyglossidae. The transcript is spliced from 24 exons. Gene Ontology annotation, cellular component: endoplasmic reticulum-plasma membrane contact site; endoplasmic reticulum membrane; plasma membrane.